Molecule: messenger RNA, 810 nt
Organism: Phytophthora sojae
Lineage: Eukaryota; Oomycota; Peronosporomycetes; Peronosporales; Peronosporaceae
Exons: 3
Coding region: 1-810 (269 amino acids)
Source: RefSeq, a predicted model, not a curated record
AUGUCCAUUAAGAGACGACGGAUCCAGCGCAGCGAUCUGGAUUUUGCUGAGUCUACCGAGGAGGAGCCCAGUGCAUCGGUCGUGCCUUCGCUUCACAUUAGGCUCGAAAAGUUUGAUCCAUACGAGGCUGACGGUUUGCCUCAAUUCAUCGCUGUUGUGGGGCCUCCCAUGAAAUUUUUAGCGCUGAACGAUGCCAGGGGCGAGAUAGACGAGAACUGGAUUAUAAGAAGCUGUCCAAACCUAGAGGAGCUCGCGAUGUAUGGAGGAUACGGGGUGGAUAUGCGGCUUAACUUCAGCGAGCAUCACGCGAACGGCUUACCUCUGCCUGAUCUCACGUGCGACUGGCAUGAUGUUGCAGCUCUGUCAACCCAGUUUGGGGAUUCGAACAACCCACUGGCAAAGUGCGCGCGUCGAAUGCGAGUGCGUUUGGUGUAUCUACUGAAUGCAUGGAUGCUUCCCGACCGCCAAGACUUUGAUAAUCUUUUGAGUGGCCUUCUGCGAAUGCUCGAAGCAAACCAAACUCUGGAGUAUCUCGACAUCAUCACGCCACCUAUCAAACGUGCGUUCAUUCUCCCACUUGAGAGCAAAUUGGCGUUCCUGAGUGUGCUCACUCCUCGCCACAUGACUACCAAGACAAGCAAAACGCGGAAGCGUCGUGCUUUGCAAACAAUCCGAGGAUACUACCAGCUGGACCAGCACGUGCUCUCCAAGUUUUUGCAGUUCGCUGCACCUCGACUUUUGCGGGAGGUGUACCUUCAUGGUUCACACGAUGAUGGGCCGACGGGAGAGUUGUUUGACAUUCCCAUAUAG